UUAGUUAUUACAGUUCAUAUUUGACUACUACACACUUCAUUUUUGAGUUUUGAACCAACUAUUUAGAAGAACAUAUUGUAUAACAUUACAAUAAUUUAAGCAAAAGUUAACAAAAAAAAGUGAGAUUAGAAGAUGGGUUUGCAGUUAAAUGGAGCUGCUAAUUGGUGUUUGUAUGGUAAAAAUGGUAGCAAAAUCAUGAAGCAAGAAAGCAGAAGUAUGAUUAUAAGGGCAGUUACAUCUUUUGAGGAUAAUAAUGUGACUGCUACUUCUGUAAAGAUGAACCCAAUUGAUGAAGGAAAGAUCAAAUUAGGAGGGUCUGAUUUGGAAAUUACUAGGUUGGGUGUUGGUGCUUGGUCUUGGGGUGAUACCAGUUAUUGGAACAACUUUGAAUGGGAUGACAGGAAGUUGAAAGCAGCAAAGGCAGCAUUUGACACUAGUCUUGAUAAUGGUAUAACUUUCAUUGACACUGCAGAGGUGUAUGGCUCCAGGUUUUCUCUGGGUGCAAUCAAUUCCGAGACUCUCCUUGGAAGAUUUAUUAAGGAGCGGAAAGAGAAGGAUCCGAAGAUGGAUGUAGCAGUUGCAACUAAGUUUGCUGCAUUGCCAUGGAGAUUAGGACGCGAAAGUGUUGUCAAAGCCUUAAAGGAUUCUCUCAGUCGCCUAGAACUCUCGUCUGUGGAGCUGUAUCAACUACACUGGCCUGGAAUAUGGGGAAAUGAAGGGUACAUCGACGGCCUUGGUGAUGCUGUUGAGAAAGGACUCGUGAAGGCUGUUGGCGUUUCCAAUUAUAGCGAAAAGCGGCUACGUGAUGCUUAUCAGCAGCUAAAAAAGAGAGGCAUUCCGUUGGCUUCAAACCAAGUCAACUACAGCCUUAUCUACAGGAACCCAGAGGAGAACGGUGUCAAGGCUACCUGUGACGAGCUUGGGAUCACUUUGAUUGCUUAUUCACCAAUUGGUCAAGGUUCCUUGACUGGAAAGUACUCACCAGAAAAUCCACCUUCUGGUCCACGAGGCCGCAUAUAUACUCGAGAAUACCUGACCCAGCUGCAACCUCUGGUUAACAAAAUAAAAGAGAUAGGACAGAACUACGACAAAACUCCUACCCAGGUAGUUCUCAACUGGUUAAUAGCACAGGAGAAUGUAGUUCCGAUACCAGGAGCUAAAAAUGGGGAACAAGCAGCAGAAUUUGCGGGUGCACUCGGGUGGCGGCUUAGGGGCGAGGAGAUAGAGGAGCUACGUUCUUUAGCAAAAGAACUAAAGCCUAUUGUUGGUUUCCCAGUUGAGAAGUUGUAAAAAACCUAGUGGUUUCAUCAUUUAUUUGGUUUUGCAUUCGACCUACCGGUAUAUUUACAAAGUCCCGUCAAUUUAUUGCUAUCAUCUAAGCUACAAUACUAUACAUAUAUAUACUUCCUAUAUUAUUGUAAAUAAAUUUAAAUCAUGUCGAAUUA
Molecule: messenger RNA, 1445 nt
Organism: Chenopodium quinoa (quinoa)
Lineage: Eukaryota; Viridiplantae; Streptophyta; Magnoliopsida; Caryophyllales; Amaranthaceae
Exons: 10
Coding region: 133-1290 (385 amino acids)
Cellular component (GO): cytoplasm
Source: RefSeq, a predicted model, not a curated record